AUGUAAAAUGAUUCAAAUGAAUAAUUAAUAAACUAAUAGGAAUAUAAAGAGAACUAGCAACUAAUCUAAGAAUUAUAUUAAAAUUGUUAGGUAUAUAUAAAGUUAGAUUUGCUAAUUAGAUUAUGUUUGGAGAGAAUAAGAUAGAUGAUGCCUUAAAAUUGAUAAAUUAAGCUUUGACGCUCAAUCCUUAAGAAACUAAGGCUUUAGUAUUGAGAGGUUACUUAUUUACAUUAAAACUUCAGGGGAAUUAUAUUUGAAAAAAAGAAUGAAUGAUCAGGCAAUUGAAGAUUUAACAAAAGCUAUUGAAUUAGGAGCAACAAAUGAAGAAACUUUUUACCAUAGAGGUAAUGUAUAGUAUAAAAUUUAGCUACGGGAUUUUAUAAGAAAAAUAAGUUUACGGAAGCUUUAAAUGAUUGCGAAAGAUGUAUUCAAAUUAAUCCUAAAUAUGCUUUGGCUUACAUGAGAAUAGGUUAAAAAGAUUUCUAUAGUUAGGAUGUGUGAAGAACUCAAUUGGAAAUAAAGAUAAUGCAUUACAAUAUUAUAAUAAAGCUAUUGAAAUUGAUGAUAAGUGUAUUUUGGCAUAUUGUAACAGGGGUAUCAUAAUAUUAUGAUGAAUAGGAAUUUUAUUUAAAAAUUAAGGAGAAAAAGACUAGGCGCUCUAAGAUUAUAACAAGGCUAUUGAAUUGGAUUCAUAAAAUGCUAAUGCAUAUAUGCAUAGAGGUUCCCAGAUUUUUUAAUUUAAUAGGAAAUUUUUUAGAUGAUAUAGGAAAGGAAGAAUAAGCACUUUUAGAUUUUAAUAGAGCAAUAGAAUUAGAUCCUUAUAAUGCUUGCAUUUAUAAUAACAGAGGUGUGUAAAAAUACUAAAUAAAAUAGGGUUUCUAUAUUCUAAGGUUGGUAAGACCGAUUAAGCACUUCUAGAUUUUAAUAAGGCAAUUGAACUAGAUCCUAAUGAUUCUAAUUCUUAUUACAAUAGAGGUAAUAAUUAUAUUAUUUUAAUAGGAUAUCUUUUUGAAGAUAUUGGUAAUGAACAAUAAGCGCUCCUAGAAUAUAAAAAGGCAAUUGAUUUAGAUCCAAAUUAUUCUAAAGCAUAUAAUAAUAUAGGUAUUUAAAUUAUCAUAACAGUUAGGCCUUCUAUAUUACAAAUUCGGAAACAAAGACAUGGCACUUAUAAAUUAUAACAAGGCAAUCGAAUUAGAUCCUCAUGAUGCUUAUACUUAUAAUAACAGAGGUAAUAUAAUAUAAAAUGGAUAGGAAUGUUAUAUUAGAAUUUGGGAAAUAAAUUAGAGGCUCUUGUAGAUUAUAACAAAGCCAUAGAAUUAGAUCCUAAUAUUGCUUAAAUUUAUAGUUCAAGAGGUAGAAAGGUUGUUAUAUAUCAUAGCAUUAUUGCAUUAAAGUUUAAGAAAUAAAGAUUAAGCAAUAAUCGAUCAUAACAAGGCAAUUGAAUUGGAUCCUAAAAAUGCUAAAAAUUAUAAUAACAGAGGUAAUAGAAAUUUUUAUUAAAUAGGAAUAUUAUAUUAAAGUAUGAGGAAAUUGGAUCAAGCAUUAAAAGAUUAUAAUAAGGCGAUUGAGUUGGACUCUAAAGAUGCUAAAAAUUUUAACAACAGAGGUAAUAUUAAUUGUAAUUGAAAUAAGGAAAUCUAUAUAAAGAAAAUAACUAAUAUGACUAAGCUCUUGAAGAUUUUCUUUAAGCACUUAAAUUAUAACCAGAUAAUCCUCUUAUAAUAGCCAAUUUAGGUGAUCUUUAUUAUUUUAGGUUAAAUUAUGAUCUCUCAUUGAAUUAUUAUACACAAGCGUUUGCAUUAUUAGACUAAAUCACUCCUGAAAAGCAAGAAAAAUGGAAUUUAUCAGAGGCAAAUAUCAAAUUUAUAAAAUAAAAGAUUACUUUGUUAAAAGAAAUUUAAACUGAUAUCAAUAUUUUAAGAUAAGAAUUUUUAACAUUGCCAACUCAACUUGAAUCAAAAAACUAAACUUUAGUUGAUGUUAAAGAUAAAUUUAAUCUUGUAGAAAGAAAAUUAACAGUAUAAUUGAUGACAUAAACAGAUUCAGAAUAGCCAUAAGAAAAACAAUAAGAGUUAGACUUAUUAUAAUUAACUAAAGAAGAUUUGAAAUUGAUUAAAUAAUAAUUAAUCCAAUUAUAAUAAACAGUCGCUUAAUAGAACGAAAGAAUAACUAAUUUAGAAGAUGAUAAUAAACAGUUGAAAUAAUAGGAUGGAUUUCAAAUAUAAGAAUCUAUGAAAUUACUUUAAUUAUCAGAAAAUAAACAUUAAUUUAUUUAUUACAAAGCAAUAUUUUGGAAAUUAUAUUAUUACUUAUAGGCAAUGCAGCAAAUCUCUUCAGAGUUAUAUUAAAUUAAUAGAGAUGCUAUGAUUGAAAGUAAUUCAGAAAAAGUCUUAGAUAUAGUACAGAAGGUUUUUAAUGUUGGAUCAAAGGUUGCAGAAUUUAUUCCAGUAGCAGGGGAGGUAUUUAAUGUUAUAAAUGAUGCACUCGAUUAUGCAAUCGAAUCUAAAAAGGAAAAUAAAUUUAAGGUUAGACUGAAUAAAUUAAAUAAUAUCUUAAAAUGUUUUAAUAUCAUAAGUCCUUCAGAAUUAGAAAAUGAAGUCAAAAUAGCAUCAAUUUAACUUGCUAAGCAAUAAUAAAAAGAACUUUGUUAAUAAAAUAAUUAAUAAUUCAAUUAAUUUGUAGGUCAAUUAAAUAAAAUAGAAAAUAAAUAGGAUGAAUAAAAUAAAUAUUGGGAAAAUGGAACAAAUGAUGCUUUAGUCAUUUUAAAGUAUUUAGAGGAUAAAUCAUCUUCUAUAAUAGAAAAUUCUGAUAAAAAAUUGAGAGAUAUUUUUGUUGAUGUUGUGGAGAUGAAUAAUAAUCAAUCAAAUUAAACUUUAAAACAACAAUAAGUAAUGACAAUUUAAAAAGUUUAAAUCGUAUCAAAUCCUAAUUCAUUAUGUUCACGUAUUUGCUUAAUUUCAUGA
This is a messenger RNA of Paramecium sonneborni, 2963 nucleotides long. Lineage: Eukaryota; Ciliophora; Oligohymenophorea; Peniculida; Parameciidae. The record is from the annotation of a GenBank genome assembly.